Messenger RNA from Blastomyces dermatitidis ER-3, 1671 nucleotides. Its product is annotated as delta-1-pyrroline-5-carboxylate dehydrogenase, mitochondrial. The coding region runs from base 1 to 1671 and encodes 556 amino acids. Gene Ontology annotation, molecular function: L-glutamate gamma-semialdehyde dehydrogenase (NAD+) activity. The transcript has 5 exons. Lineage: Eukaryota; Fungi; Ascomycota; Eurotiomycetes; Onygenales; Ajellomycetaceae. Gene Ontology annotation, cellular component: mitochondrial matrix. The record is from RefSeq and is a predicted model, not a curated record.
AUGGCCACUUUAGCGACCUUCAAGCCGCCCGCGGUGCAAAAUGAGCCAACUCUAAACUACGCCAGAGGCUCACCGGAGCGGGAGAAGCUUGCGAGUGCAAUUGCUGCGUUCAAGAAACAGGCUCCUUUACAGAUUCCCCUUGUUAUUAAUGGGGAGGACGUAACAACGGCCUCCGAAGUGCAAACUCAACUCAACCCGUCCGCCUACAAGACCACUCCUGUCGCCAGGUUCCAAGCGGCUGGCCCACAGGAAGUCAACUUGGCCAUAGACACAGCGUUAGCUGCGAAGAAGGCUUGGGAGGCAUUGCCCUUUGCCGACCGAGCGGCGGUCUUCUUGAAAGCUGCUCAUCUCGUGAGUACCAAGUAUCGGUAUGAGCUGAUGGCGGCAACGAUGGUGGGCCAGGGGAAGAAUGCGUGGCAGGCCGAGAUUGAUGCUGCGGCUGAGUUGUGUGACUUCUUGAGGUUCAAUGUCCAGUAUGCUGCUGAGAUAUACACACAGCAGCCGGUCCAUAAUGCUCCCGGGGUUUGGAACCGAUUGGAAUAUCGCCCCCUUGAAGGCUUCGUCUACGCCGUCUCGCCAUUCAACUUCACCGCUAUCGGAGGCAACCUCCCCGCUGCCCCUGCGCUCAUGGGAAACGUAGUGGUCUGGAAACCAUCCCCAUUCGCCGUCGCAGCAAAUUACCUAACCUACAGUAUCCUCGUCGAAGCCGGACUCCCGCGCGGGGUCAUCCAAUUCGUCACCGGCGACGCAGAACAAAUCACAAAAACGGUCCUCGACCACCCCCACUUCGCCGCCUUGCAUUACACAGGCAGCACAGCAGUCUUCCGCUCUCUCUACGGCAAAAUCGCUCAGGGCGUCGCAGACGGCAAAUACAUCAGCUACCCGCGCAUCGUCGGUGAGACAGGCGGGAAGAACUUCCACCUCAUCCACCGCAGCGCCGAUAUCCCCAAUGCAGUGAAGAACACCGUGCGCGCCGCCUUUGAGUUCCAGGGCCAGAAAUGCAGCGCCUGCUCGCGCGCCUACGUGCCCUCAAGCAUCUGGCCUGAAUUCCGCGGCCAGCUCGUCGCGGAGACCAAGGCGCUGAAAAUCGGGGAUCCGGAGGAUUUCUCCAACUUCAUGGGCCCUGUGAUCCAUGCGGCGGCAUUUAAGAAGCUCUCGUCCGCCAUCGAUGAGGCGAAUAAGGAUUCCCGCCUCGAGUUGCUGGCUGGCGGCAGCUAUAGCGAUGAGACGGGCUACUUCAUCCACCCGACCGUCUACGCGACGACCGAUGCGACGCAUCCGAUUCUCAGUACGGAGUACUUCGGCCCCAUCUUGGCCGUCCUUGUGUACGAUGAUGGUGCUGACGGGGCAGGAGGAUCAAGCGCGUUUGAAUCCAUUUGUAAAACCAUCGAUGCGACUAGCCCGUACGCGCUGACGGGGGCGAUAUUUGCGCAAGACCGCGCGGCGGUGUCGUAUGCGGAAGACGCGCUGCGGAGCGCUGCGGGGAACUUUUAUAUCAAUGUUAAGUGUACGGGGGCUGUGGUGGGCCAGCAGCCGUUCGGGGGCGCGAGGGCGUCCGGUACGAAUGACAAGGCGGGGAGUAUUGGGUUGUUGAAUCGGUUUGUGAGUGUUAGGGCGUUGAAGGAGGAGUUUGAGGGGCUGCAGAAGGUGAAGUAUGUUAGUAACGAGUAA